GAACGACCCGCCCGCCGAGCCCCGUUUCCACCGGGCAGUAUAGCGCGCAGCGCUGCCUGCUCGCUGGUGACGCCAUCAGUGGGACAUGCUGCUGCGCCGAGUUCGGUGUGUUAAACUUUAAUAGCGGCGCUUUGACGUCUGUUGUUCUGACGAUCUCACACUUCUGUGACCAUGGGGAUUCUCGAGAAGAUAGCCGAGAUCGAGAGAGAAAUCUCUCGGACACAGAAAAACAAAGCAACUGAGUACCAUCUAGGUCUGCUGAAAGCCAAGCUAGCCAAGUACAGAGCCCAGCUUUUGGAGCCUUCAAAGUCAGCAGGAGCAAAAGGUGAAGGUUUUGAUGUAAUGAAAUCAGGAGAUGCCAGGGUGGCUCUAAUUGGAUUUCCAUCUGUUGGCAAGUCGACCUUUCUCAGCUUGAUGACUUCGACAGAAAGCGAAGCUGCCUCAUACGAGUUCACUACAUUGACCUGCAUCCCGGGUGUUAUUGAGUACAAAGGUGCCAAUAUACAGCUGUUGGAUUUGCCUGGAAUCAUUGAAGGAGCCGCCCAAGGAAAGGGUAGAGGCAGACAGGUCAUAGCUGUAGCCAGAACUGCGGAUGUGGUCAUCAUGAUGUUGGAUGCAACCAAAGGAGAUGUUCAAAGAGAACUUCUCGAAAAAGAGCUUGAAUCAGUUGGGAUCAGACUCAACCGGUCCAAACCAAACAUUUAUUUCAAGCCUAAGAAAGGUGGUGGUCUCUCCUUCAACUCGACCGUUCCUCUUACGCAUUGUUCUGAGAAGCUUGUUCAACUCAUUCUCCACGAAUACAAAAUCUUCAACGCUGAGGUUUUAUUUAGAGAAGAUUGCACAUCAGAUGAAUUUAUUGACGUCAUUGUGGGCAACAGAGUGUACAUGCCUUGCUUAUAUGUGUACAACAAAGUGGACCAAAUCUCAAUAGAAGAAGUUGAUCGUCUUGCCCGUCGAGCCAAUAGUGUGGUUAUCAGCUGUGGCAUGAAACUGAAUCUAGACUACCUCCUGGAACAGCUGUGGGAAUACCUGGCUCUGAUUUGUUUGUACACUAAGAAGAGAGGAGAACGGCCAGAUUUCGGUGAUCCAAUCAUCAUGAGACGAGCUGCAACAGUGGAGCAUGUGUGUCACAGAAUUCACAGAACAUUAGCCAGCCAGUUCAAGUAUGCACUUGUCUGGGGGACAAGCACAAAGUACAGCCCUCAGCGAGUUGGACUUACACACGUUAUGGAACAUGAGGACGUCAUUCAGAUUGUGAAGAAAUAAAAUCAGCUUCAGAAAUCAUAAAAAUGCACAGGACCUUUAAUCCUGCAUUUACUUUACCCAGAUGUCAUGAAGCAAACUUUACCCAAGAUUUUGCCAAAAAAGCAAAGAUGGAUUUGAAUUAUUUUGUGGAAGUUUAGAGCCCGUGUAAAAUGGUGUGGGACAAACACCCCAAUUUUAACUUUCCACAGUUACGGAAAAGGGCAUUGCUACUACAGUUAAAAGGAAUUACUGUAAAUUGAACUGGUUGUGUAUCUCAUCUUUCAGCAGUUUAAAGAUCACUAAUGUUUAAAUUGAAAGCAAUAAAAUCUCCAUGUUCAAAGGUUUAGAAAUGAGAUUUUGUUAUAAAACCAGUAGUUUUAUUGUCACUGUUUCAAAGAAAUGGGAGUCCACUGUUAUUGCCCCUUGUCUUUGAUAAAUAAAAAGAACGACAGCACA
Pygocentrus nattereri (red-bellied piranha) is the source of this 1701-nucleotide messenger RNA. RefSeq names its product developmentally regulated GTP binding protein 2 (gene drg2). The transcript has 13 exons. Lineage: Eukaryota; Metazoa; Chordata; Actinopteri; Characiformes; Serrasalmidae. The record is from RefSeq and is a predicted model, not a curated record. Gene Ontology annotation, molecular function: GTP binding; GTPase activity. Gene Ontology annotation, biological process: cytoplasmic translation. Gene Ontology annotation, cellular component: cytoplasm. The coding region runs from base 172 to 1266 and encodes 364 amino acids.